This is a messenger RNA of Pistacia vera, 2394 nucleotides long. RefSeq names its product cyclic nucleotide-gated ion channel 2. The record is from RefSeq and is a predicted model, not a curated record. The coding region runs from base 106 to 2229 and encodes 707 amino acids. Lineage: Eukaryota; Viridiplantae; Streptophyta; Magnoliopsida; Sapindales; Anacardiaceae. Gene Ontology annotation, biological process: monoatomic ion transport; transmembrane transport. The transcript is spliced from 8 exons. Gene Ontology annotation, molecular function: monoatomic ion channel activity. Gene Ontology annotation, cellular component: membrane.
CUCUCCCUCUCUUUCCUUCUCUUCUUCUUCUUCUUCUUCUUCAUCAUCCCUCUCCUGCUUCUCCUCCUUCUCUUCUCUCUCUCCCAUGGUUCCUUUCUUCUCACCAUGCCCUCUCAGCCCGACCUCCCCUUCUCCCUCCCUAGGUGGCUUGGACUGUUUCACAGUAAAAAAUCAAGCAACGAAAAUGGUGACAACGAAAACAGUAAUGACGACAGUCCAGUUACAAACAACUUCGAAUGUUACGCCUGUACUCAAGUAGGCGUUCCAGUCUUUCAUUCCACCAGCUGCGACGACGCCCAACAGCCGGAAUGGGAGGCCUCCGCCGGCUCUUCACUCGUUCCAAUCCAGGCCCGGUCCCGGCCCAAGAAGAUUCUCAGCCAGGCUCAGGUUCGGUCGGGACUGCUCGGGAACGUUUUGGACCCACGUAGGAAGCGCGUGCAGAGGUGGAACCGGGCGUUCCUUCUGGCACGUGGAAUGUCCUUGGCGGUUGAUCCUUUGUUUUUCUAUGCUCUGUCCAUUGGCAGAGGUGGGGCCCCCUGCCUCUACAUGGACGGCGCCUUGGCCGCAAUAGUCACCAUCCUUCGCACGUGUGUGGACACCGUUCAUCUCUUCCACUUGUGGCUCCAGUUCAGGCUGGCUUACGUGUCACGAGAGUCCCUCGUCGUCGGCUGCGGCAAGCUUGUGUGGGAUGCACGUGCCAUCGCCUCUCACUACGUCCGGUCCCUUCGCGGCUUCUGGUUCGACGUGUUUGUGAUCCUCCCCGUUCCUCAGGCAGUGUUUUGGUUAGUUGUUCCGAAAUUGAUUAGGGAAGAGAAGAUUAAGAUGAUCAUGACAAUACUCCUAUUAAUCUUCUUGUUUCAGUACCUUCCCAAGGUUUACCAUAGCAUCUGCCUGAUGAGAAGGAUGCAGAAAGUUACAGGAUAUAUUUUUGGUACCAUCUGGUGGGGGUUUGGCCUUAAUCUCAUUGCUUACUUCAUUGCCUCUCAUGUUGCUGGAGGUUGCUGGUAUGUCCUCGCAAUACAACGAGUGGCGUCAUGCCUUCGUCAACAAUGUCAAAGAAAGGCUCAUUGUGAUCUCUAUUUGUCAUGCUCAGAGGAGGUUUGCUACCAGUUUCUGGUCCCUGCAGGAGCAAUUGGGAAUUCAUGUGGUAGUAACUCAACCACAACUAAGAGAAAAUCCAUGUGCUUAGACGUUAAUGGUCCCUUCAAUUAUGGAAUUUAUCAGUGGGCUCUUCCGGUCAUUUCUAGCAAUUCUGUUGCUGUCAAGAUCCUAUAUCCCAUUUUUUGGGGCCUCAUGACCCUCAGCACCUUUGGCAAUGAUCUUGAACCAACAAGUCACUGGCUGGAAGUAAUGUUCAGUAUAUGUAUUGUGCUGAGCGGAUUAUUGCUCUUCACUCUGUUGAUUGGAAAUAUCCAGGUGUUUCUGCACGCAGUCAUGGCAAAGAAGAGAAAAAUGCAGCUCAGAUGUCGAGACAUGGAAUGGUGGAUGAGACGCAGGCAAUUGCCAUCACGUUUGAGGCAAAGAGUUCGCCAUUAUGAGCGUCAAAGAUGGGCUACAAUGGGAGGAGAAGAUGAGAUGGAUUUGAUCAAAGAUUUGCCUGAAGGCCUCAGGAGAGACAUUAAACGCUAUCUUUGCCUUGAUCUCAUUAAAAAGGUACCUUUGUUCCAUAACUUGGAUGAUCUCAUUCUCGACAACAUAUGUGACAGGGUGAGGCCCCUAGUCUUCUCCAAGGAUGAAAAGAUAAUUAGAGAAGGAGAUCCUGUGCCAAGGAUGGUGUUCAUCGUCCGCGGACGCAUAAAACGAAACCAAGGCUUAAGCAAAGGCAUGGUAGCCACAAGUGUGCUAGAACCAGGAGGCUUUCUAGGUGAUGAGCUACUCUCCUGGUGCCUUCGCCGCCCUUUCAUCGACCGCCUUCCAGCAUCAUCUGCAACAUUUGCUUGUAUGGAAUCAAUAGAGGCAUUUGGUCUAGAUGCAAACAAUCUCAAAUACAUCACAGAUCACUUCAGGUACAAAUUUGCAAAUGAGAGGCUCAAAAGAACAGCAAGAUACUACUCAUCGAAUUGGAGAACUUGGGCGGCAGUGAACAUCCAAUUCGCUUGGCGAAAAUACAGAAUGAGGACUAGGGGUCCUGUGAUUCCUGUAAUUGAAAGUGGCAGCAGCAAUGGAAACAUGCUCCUCAAAUAUGCUGCAAUGUUCAUGUCAAUUAGACCUCAUGACCAUCUUGAAUAACUAAGAACUAGCUAGCCUUAGUAAUUUUCAAUUCUUCAUUCUCUGUUAGUCAUCUUCAUUGCUCAAUAAAAGCUCUUUGCCUUUCUCUAGGUAGGAAAUUGGUCAUGGAAGUCUUGUAACUUUUGUAUUUAUUUUAGAUGAAAUAAUAAAAGAAAGAUAUAUAUA